AAGCAGAAAGCUGUUUAUUUUCUGUUACAUCACUUCACUUUGCCUUCGAAGGCUGGUCUGCGCUCAGUGUUUUCCUGGUGAUGCAAGUCGGCUCUCUCCUCCGGCAGUUGGAUCCCUCCCAUCUCGCAGCACCUCACAGGUCUCUUCCCCGAGCAGUGCAUUGCUGAAUCGAGGAGCAGCUCACGAAUCAGCUGCAGGUCCCCGUUUUGAAAAGCAGAGAUACAGAGGCAAAGGGAAAGGGUGGACUCCUAUGUGACCUGAUCUCAGAGCAAGACAAUCACCAGCUGAAUUCCAGAAGCCCUGUUCAUGUUUGGGGAGAUUUUUCCGACUGCAUGGAAUCAGAGAGAAGCCAAAGGAUGGGAAAUGCCUGCAUCCCCCUGAAAAGAAUUGCUUAUUUCCUAUGUCUCUUAUCUGCGCUCUUGCUGACUGAGGGGAAGAAACCAGCGAAGCCAAAAUGCCCUGCCGUGUGUACUUGUACCAAAGAUAAUGCUUUAUGUGAGAAUGCCAGAUCCAUUCCACGCACCGUGCCUCCUGAUGUUAUCUCAUUAUCCUUUGUGAGAUCUGGUUUUACUGAAAUCUCAGAAGGGAGUUUUUUAUUCACACCAUCGCUGCAGCUCUUGUUAUUCACAUCGAACUCCUUUGAUGUGAUCAGUGAUGAUGCUUUUAUUGGUCUUCCACAUUUAGAGUAUUUAUUCAUAGAAAACAACAACAUCAAGUCCAUUUCAAGACAUACUUUCCGGGGACUAAAGUCAUUAAUUCACCUGAGCCUUGCAAACAACAAUCUCCAGACGCUCCCAAAAGAUAUUUUCAAAGGCCUGGAUUCUUUAACAAAUGUGGACCUCAGAGGGAAUUCAUUUAAUUGUGACUGUAAACUGAAGUGGCUGGUGGAAUGGCUAGGCCACACCAAUGCAACUGUCGAAGACAUCUACUGCGAAAGCCCUCCAGAAUACAAGAAGCGCAAAAUCAAUAGCCUCUCCUCCAAGGAUUUUGAUUGUAUCAUUACAGAAUUUGCAAAGUCUCAAGAGCUGCCUUAUCAAUCACUGUCCAUAGACACUUUUUCUUAUAUGAACGAUGAGUAUGUAGUCAUUGCUCAGCCUUUUAAUGGAAAAUGCAUUUUCCUUGAGUGGGACCAUGUAGAAAAGACCUUCCGGAAUUAUGACAACAUUACAGGCACGUCCACUGUAGUAUGCAAGCCCAUAGUCAUUGAAACUCAGCUCUAUGUUAUUGUGGCCCAGCUAUUUGGCGGCUCUCACAUCUACAAACGAGACGGUUUUGCAAAUAAAUUCAUAAAAAUCCAGGAUAUUGAAAUUCUCAAAAUCCGAAAACCCAAUGAUAUUGAAACAUUCAAGAUUGAAAACAACUGGUACUUUGUUGUUGCUGACAGUUCAAAAGCUGGUUUUACUACCAUUUACAAAUGGAAUGGAAAUGGAUUCUACUCCCAUCAAUCCUUACAUGCGUGGUACAGGGACACUGAUGUGGAAUACCUAGAAAUAGCCAGAACACCUCAGGCACUGAGAAUGCCUCAUUUAAUCCUGUCCAGUAGUUCCCAGCGUCCUGUAAUUUAUCAGUGGAACAAAGCAACACAAUUAUUCACUAACCAAACUGACAUCCCUAACAUGGAGGAUGUAUAUGCUGUAAAGCACUUCUCAGUGAAAGGUGACGUGUACAUUUGCUUGACAAGAUUCAUUGGUGAUUCCAAAGUAAUGAAAUGGGGAGGCUCCUCAUUUCAGGAUAUUCAGAGGAUGCCAUCACGAGGAUCUAUGGUGUUCCAGCCUCUUCAGAUAAAUAACUAUCAAUAUGCAAUUCUUGGAAGUGAUUAUUCUUUUACUCAAGUGUAUAACUGGGAUGCAGAGAAAGCCAAAUUUGUGAAAUUUCAGGAAUUAAAUGUUCAGGCACCAAGAUCAUUCACACAUGUGUCCAUUAAUAAACGCAAUUUUCUUUUUGCUUCCAGUUUUAAGGGAAAUACACAGAUUUACAAACAUGUCAUAGUUGACUUAAGCGCAUGACACACAAAUUCUGUGGCUGCCAUCAGAAACUUUCUACAGUACAUGGUCCGGAUGAACUCAAUGCAUGAUGACUCUUCUUAUCCCACUUGCAAAUGAAUGCCUUUCAAACAUUGAGACUGCUAGAACCAAGCACUACCAGUAUCCCCAUCUUUAACUGUCCAGUCCAGUGGUGUGGGAAGUUACCUUUUAUAAGAGAAAAUUGAAUUGUGUAACUGUUCUUUGCAGUGAAGGUGUGUAAAUAAGCAUUUAAUGAUAUCUGUUACUCCAAAAAGAAAUAUUAAUAUGUACUUUUCCAUUUAUUUAUUCAUGUGUUCAGAACUGCCAAAUAAAAUGUUUACAUUUUCUUUUAUAUCCCAAGGUAA
Molecule: messenger RNA, 2368 nt
Organism: Myotis lucifugus (little brown bat)
Lineage: Eukaryota; Metazoa; Chordata; Mammalia; Chiroptera; Vespertilionidae
Gene: LGI1
Product: leucine rich glioma inactivated 1
Exons: 8
Coding region: 333-2006 (557 amino acids)
Molecular function (GO): protein binding
Source: RefSeq, a predicted model, not a curated record